Messenger RNA from Uloborus diversus, 1106 nucleotides. RefSeq names its product cyclin-H-like (gene CycH). The transcript is spliced from 11 exons. The record is from RefSeq and is a predicted model, not a curated record. Gene Ontology annotation, molecular function: cyclin-dependent protein serine/threonine kinase regulator activity. Gene Ontology annotation, cellular component: nucleus; transcription factor TFIIK complex. The coding region runs from base 37 to 1041 and encodes 334 amino acids. NCBI's taxonomy places the organism in Eukaryota, Metazoa, Arthropoda, Arachnida, Araneae, Uloboridae. Gene Ontology annotation, biological process: regulation of cyclin-dependent protein serine/threonine kinase activity; regulation of transcription by RNA polymerase II; DNA-templated transcription.
AAAUUUUCUGAGUUCUAGAAAACUUUCUGAGUGGAGAUGUUCAAUUCCAGUGCUCAGUCUAGAUCAUGGAUGUUCAAAAGUAGUAAUGAACUUACAAAACUUAGAGAAGCUGCUAAUAGAAAAUUUGUGAAAGAACAUGGGAAAAAAAAUAGUGAAGAUGCUAUAUCUAAGCAAUUCUUAACUCCAUCUGAAGAAAGGCUCCUAUGUAAGCACUACGAAUCGGUUCUCUCAAAAUUUUGCACAAAAUUUCAACCUCCAAUGCCAAAGAAUGUUAUAGGUUGUUCCUUCCAUUACUUCAAAAGAUUUUAUUUGAAUAAUUCUGUAAUGGAUUAUCAUCCCAAAGACAUGUUGGUGACUUGUGUAUACUUGGCAACAAAAGUUGAAGAAUUCAAUGUCAGCAUCAACCAGUUUGUUGCAAAUGUGAAAGGCGAUAGAGAAAAAGCCAUGGAAAUCAUCCUUAACCAUGAAUUACUUCUAAUGCAGCAACUCAAUUUUGAUUUAGCUAUAUAUAAUCCAUUUAGAGCAGUGGAAGGUUUCUUAAUAGAUAUCAAAACAAGAUAUUCUAAAAUUCAGGACCCUGAGCGACUACGCCCUGCAAUAGAUGAUUUCCUGGAGAAAAUUCAAUACUCAGAUGCUUGUUUUCUAUACUCACCUCCUCAAAUUGCUUUAGCUGCUAUUGCAUAUGGAGCGUUAAAAUUUAAAGAAAGCAUAGAUGGAUACAUGUAUGACAUUUUAUUUGUUGGUAUGCAGGACAAAAUAAAUUACAUGCGAGAAGCCAUCAGAACUAUGUUUUUGAUGAUAAAAAAUGAAACUGCUGUGGUUAAUGAUCCCAUGAGAGCUUCUCUGGAGAAAAAGUUAGAGAAAUGUAGAAAUCAAGAAAACAAUCCAAGUAAUAUUGCUUAUAAGCGAAAAAUGGAAGAACUCCAAGAUGAAGAAGAUAAUGAGCCUGCCCAAAAAUAUUCAAAAUUAUUGGAGCAUGAAGAAACAAGGAUGCUGGAAGAUGAGAAGAAUCUUGGUGUAACUUUCAUACACAAUACAUGAUUGUCUUAUCAAGAGACAGCUAUGUAAAAAUCUUUGAUUGUAAAUAAAUACUGUUUACAUUUUUU